AUGGCAGAGGCCGCCAUGCGUGCACAGGUGAGCGCUCGGCGUCAUGCUGAAGAAGUGGAAGAUCUUGCGCGUGAUUUCAAAUCGUGGGAGAAACGGAUGAAAGAAAGGGACGCAAUGUUGAGAUCGAAUCAAAGUCCCCGAGUUAGUUCUAAAACUGCACCAGCAGUCGCUGAAGUUGUGAAGGAGAAGAAUCCCGUGGAUGCGAAGAAGAUCGCCGAUGUCCAGCUGAAACACAAUGCGAAUAACUGGAAGGAGAAAGGAAACAUGCUGUUCAAAGCACGAAAAUUCCAAGAAGCUGUCGAGGCCUAUUCAAAGGGGAUUGAACUGGACCAGCACAAUGCCCUGUUGCCCGCUAAUCGUGCCAUGGCGUACUUGAAACUUGAGAAGUUUGCUGAAGCAGAGAAAGACUGCGAUCUUGCGUUACGGUUGGAUCCUGAAUAUGUCAAGGCCUACUUGAGACGCGGUUCCGCCCGAGCAGCUAGAAACUUGAUCAAGUUGGCUAUUCAGGAUUUUUCGAAAGCUCUAGAGCUGGAACCAUCUAACAAGCAAGCAACUGAAGAACUGGCAAAGUUGAAAAAAACCUGUGACGCAGAUGCCCAGGAAAGCACCACGAUUUCCGAGUCUCUUGCAGAGCGCCUGGAUGAUGUCGAUGUGGUGAAGCCGGUGAACAAGUCCAUUUCGGCACGCUCCAAGGUUCCUAUGAAACGAAUCCCUGUAACGGACAGCGUUUCGUCUGAUUCUCGGGAGUCCACUCGUCAGGAGGAUAAAAAAGAGAAACCUGCUGCUCGCGAAGUCCAUCGGGUGAUCAGAGAUGAAGUGAAGGAGCAGAAGCUUCUCGGACCUCUUCAACUCACCAGGACGGAGGCAUGUCCUAUUGGACCUCCGUGUAAUGUUCAGCAGUUCAGUCGAGACUGGGCUAUUUUGGCUACCAAUUCCAAACUGCGAUUUGAGUAUAUGAAGAAAAUCGACCCUGCCAAUUUUCCAACUCUGUUCGGAACUUUUCUCUCUGAAGAUAUUCUUUCGGGCAUCAUUUCUGUUCUCACCGAGUUCGCGUUUGGAGAAGAAACAUGCUUCCAUGUUUUGCAAGGACUCAGUCGCGUGCCGAGAAUUGUCCUGAUAACUCAGUUUUUGUCGGAAGAUUCGAUGCGAGGACUUGAAGAUUUAUUGUUGGUUGACAAUAAUCCGUCUAUUGAUGCGAAUAGUCUGGAGGCUGUGCGGAAAGCGUUCAAGAUCUCCAACUAAUGGAGGUGGCAUGAUUGUUUCUGUUGCGAUUUCUGUAUGGUGUACGCGUAUCCGCAGAACUAAGAUGUUUGUACCGGUAUAUCUGAGUUUGAAUAAAAGAAGUUUCCGCGA
Messenger RNA from Notodromas monacha, 1353 nucleotides. Lineage: Eukaryota; Metazoa; Arthropoda; Ostracoda; Podocopida; Cyprididae. The record is from the annotation of a GenBank genome assembly.